Molecule: messenger RNA, 1375 nt
Organism: Paramuricea clavata
Lineage: Eukaryota; Metazoa; Cnidaria; Anthozoa; Malacalcyonacea; Plexauridae
Source: the annotation of a GenBank genome assembly
AUGAAUGGUAUUACAAAUGCUUUAAAAGAGGUCACUAAUAAACAUGCCCCAAUUAGGAAAACUUCUAAUGCCCAACAAAGGUUAUUAAAGAAGCCUUGGCUAUCAAAGGGUUUAUUAUUAUCAAUAAAAAGACGACAAAAAAUGUUCAAAUCUCACUUUCUCAGUAGAGAUUCAGAGAAAGUAAACCAAUACAAAAGAUAUAACAAUAAACUCAAUAAAUUAAAAGAACUAGCAAAGAAAAAAUACUUUAUUGCUCAAUUUAACCUUUAUAAACAAAAUAUUAAAGCCACUUGGGGCUUAAUUGGUAUGUUAAUUAAUAUGAAAAAGAAACCAACAAUCUUUACAAAUAAACUCUUCUAUAAAAAUAGAUGCUAAACAAGAUAUAUGUGAUAAACUUAAUUCGCACUUCAUAAAUGUCGGUCCAGAUUUUGCUGCUCAAAUACCUGAUUGCAAUGAUAAAAAUCCGGUUCAGUUUAUUAGAAGGUCAUUUAAGGACAGUUUUAUGUUCCGUGCAAUAUGUGUUCACGAAGUGCGGCACAUGUUGUAUGGACUAAAAACCAACAAAUCAUCAAUUGAUAUCCCACAAAAAUGUAUUAAACUUGCUGCUGAUCACAUUAGUGAUGUACUUACAGCGGUGUUCAACAACUCUCUUGAACAGGGAAUUAUGCCUGACAUUUUAAAGAUAUCUAGAAUAACGCCGGUAGAUAAAGGUGGUGAUAUCACUGACCCAUCAAAUUUUAGACCUAUUUCUACGUUAUACUCUUUUGCACAAAUCUUCGAAAAGUUAGUGUACUCACAAAUUUUGGGUUACCUGGAAAAACAUAACAUUUUAAGUAAAUUUCAAUUUGGUUUUCGAAAAGGCAGAUCAACAGAACAUGCUAUAGUGGAGAUAACUGAUAAUUUUAAGAAAGCGAUUGAUAAAAAUCUUUACACGUGCGGAGUAUUCUUAGACUUUUCCAAAGCGUUUGAUACAGUUAAUCAUCAAAUAUUGUUAAAAAAAUUAGAAGCAUACGGUAUAAGAGGAACUCCCUUAGAAUGGUUUACUAACUACUUGACAAAUAGACAACAAUAUGUAUCAUUGAAUAACCUGGAAUCACCUAAACAAACAAUUACAUGUGGAAUUCCACAGGGGAGUUCCUUGGGCCCACUGCUGUUCUUAAUUUACAUAAAUGAUAUGCCAAACUGUUUGAGCAAAUUAUCUUUUAGAAUAUUCGCUGAUGAUACUAACAUUUUUGCCUCCUCCUCCUCAAUUACUGACCUUGAAACACUAAUUAAUGAAGAGCUUACUAAAAUAAAAGAGUGGUGUGAUAUAAAUAAACUAUCUAUAGAUGUUAAGAAAACUAAUUAUAUGAUAAUUAAAUCUGCGAGGAAAUAG